This is a messenger RNA of Microplitis mediator, 11109 nucleotides long. RefSeq names its product neural-cadherin. NCBI's taxonomy places the organism in Eukaryota, Metazoa, Arthropoda, Insecta, Hymenoptera, Braconidae. Gene Ontology annotation, biological process: homophilic cell-cell adhesion. The record is from RefSeq and is a predicted model, not a curated record. Bases 497 to 9535 code for a protein of 3012 amino acids. Gene Ontology annotation, molecular function: calcium ion binding; cadherin binding. Gene Ontology annotation, cellular component: plasma membrane; catenin complex. The transcript is spliced from 32 exons.
UAGGUAGUGGCCUGCGCCCCACAGUCGUGACUACUUCAGUUUAAGUGACGUUUCUCGCGCGGCACGUUUUUAUUUUAAAUUUAAACUUGUAUGUCAAUGUGAAUUUAAUCAGUGGUGUAACAAGUACCAAAUCGUACGAGAAACAGUUUAUUGAAUUCAUUUUUUCGUAUAUUUAUAAUUGUCAGUGUCUGUGUUUUUUAUACUAUCACUAUUACUAUUAAUAUCACUACUAUCGCUAUCAGUAUUAUUUAUUUUUAUAUUUUUAUUUACAAAACAAUAAUCUACGAAAAAUAUAAAAAAUAUUUUUUAUGAAAUAAAUGGAUGGGAUCUUUAAGUUAGUCAGAGAUCAACGGUCAAGAAUCUGUGGAUAAGAUCGUGGAAAAUAUUGAGGGAGCUUGCGGCGUACGCCGACUGCCGGGUGAUAAGGACAUUGGCAUCGAUGCUCUAGUAAAGGUUUAAAACAAUAAAAAUACGGUGAGGAAUCGCCAGCCGCACAAUGUGGCGCCCAAUCAUCCUGGGGAUUUUUCUCCAACUGACAACGACGAUAGCGACGGCAUCAAAAGUAUCGGUGGUGCCACACGAUGUCUAUCCAGGGUUCGAAGUUAUGAAAUUUCAAGGCGCUAAAAGACAUGCGUCGAAUUAUCGUCUAUUGGAGACUGGGUUCUCAAAAUACUUCACCGUUCUGGACAGUGGUAUGAUGAUGACAACGUCGGAUUUAACGCCUCUAGUCAAUAGGUCCGUUAAUUUACUGGUGCUCGAAGAAUUGGUCAAUGGAACGCAGACACACGAUGUUCACCUGUUUGUCAUUAAUCGUGGAAACAUGCUGACGUUCACCCACGAGCAUUUGGGACACGGUCAAGUGAUGGAGAAUUCACAGCCAGGGACAUUGGUUGAUGAUUUUCCAUUGCUCCAUGCCGAUGGCAAUUUUCCGGUACACUAUGUUAUACAGCCGAAUGAAAACGGCGAAAGGGCGUUCGCUUUAAUGGAAGAGACUAGCGCGGAAACCGGAUUCAAUUUGACUGUUAAAAAUUCCGAACAGGGCGUCAGAGUUGUCACCGCAAAACCUCUCGACAGAGAAGUUAAAAGCACUUACCAAGUAAAUAUAAAUGCUUAUGACGCAACAUAUAUAAGUACAUCGAAAAUAAGUGGAGUUGUUACGGUAAUUGACGAGAAUGACAACAGCCCGAUGUUCGAACAGGAAGAAUACAGUUUUGAAAUGAGGCCUAUUAAUAUUGAAACACUAGAGAAAGACGGGGCGCCAAAAUGGAGGCGAUUUGAAACCAUUGGUAAGGUAACAGCUAAGGAUGCUGAUGGGGAUAAAGUUGCAUACAAACUUAUAACGCCGACAAACUUGAUUAUUAUUGUACCGCAAACUGGCGAACUUGUGCUGGCUGACGAGCCAGAUGCUACUGUAGAUCAGGAUACGGAAGUAGAAGUUAUGAUCGAGGCACACGAUAUUCGAUCACCCACACGCAGUACUUUGAGACCCGCACGAGCGGUUAUUCGUUUUCUCACCUCGCAGUUUUUUGAUACCGAGGACGUGCCAAAGGUUCAUCACAUCCAGAAACGCCGGGUUACCAGAGCGGUCCGACCUACUAAGAAAGUUGAGUUUUUCGAAUCAGAAGGCGACGUCGAGGGUAAAAUUGUUUUUUCAUUGGAAAAAGAGACUGAAAAGGAGACUUAUAAGAUUAGAGAUGAAAACAAAUGGGUUACGGUCGCGGAAAAUGGUUCCGUCAGAGUUAAGGAAAAGUGGGAUUACGAAGAACUUGGUCCUGAAAAGACUAUUGACUUUUGGGUUACCAUUAAUAAUGCAAAUACGGACAAUCAGCGGGUUAUAAUAAACAUCAAAGACGUUAAUGAUGAGUCACCUUACUUCAUCAACAAGCCGCUUCCAAUGCAAGCAGUGGUACAACUCAACGCGCCUCCGAACACACAUGUAUUCACUCUACAAGCCCGAGAUCCUGACACCGAUCACAACAUUCACUACUUCAUUGUCAGAGAUCGAACUGGUGGUCGAUUCGAGGUCGACGAACGCUCGGGUGUUGUACGUACAAGAGGUGCAGAUGUUUUUCAAUUGGACAUGGAGUACGUAUUGUACGUCAAAGCUGAAGAUCAGAAUGGAAGAAUCGAUGAGAAACAUUUUCAGUCGACGCCUGAAGAACGCUUAUCAAUCGUCGGGGGUAAACGUGCACCGCAAUUUUACCUCCCUACUUAUGAAACUGAAAUUCCAGAAAACCAAAAAAAAGAUACUGAUAUUAUUUCCGUGAAAGCUAAAUCAUUUGCUGAUCGUGAAAUCCGGUAUACCUUGAAAGCGCAGAGUCAAGGUGCCGCGGGAACUUUCAAUAUUGGACCAACCUCUGGGAUUGUUAAACUUGCUAAAGAGUUAGACUUUGAAGAUGUAAGACAGCCUCAUGUUUAUACGCUAGUUGUAACCGCUACCGAAGACUCAGGUGGUUUCUCAACUUCAGUAGGGCUAACGAUUCGUGUUACUGACGUCAAUGACAAUGCGCCAAAAUUUGAGCUUCCGGACUACCAAGCCCACAAUGUAGACGAAGACAUUCCGCUGGGCACAAGUAUUCUCAAAGUAAAAGCCACCGAUGCAGAUUCCGGCGCCAACGCAGAUAUUGAAUAUUUGGUAUCUGACGAUCACUUUAGCGUGGAUUCUAGUGGGAUUAUCGUCAACAACAAACAACUUGACGCUGAUAACAACAAUGCAUAUUAUGAAUUUAGUGUGACAGCCAAAGAUAAAGGAAGUCCGUCAAAAACUGGAACAGCGACGGUUCGCAUUUACACGAAGAACAAAAACGACGAGGAGCCAAAAUUUUCUCAGCAAGUGUACACGCCCAAUGUGGACGAGAACGCCGGGCCUAACACCUUGGUGACGACCGUAGUCGCGUCCGAUAAAGACGGUGACAACGUACGCUUUGGUUUUGUUGGAGGUAGCACUUCAUCAGGGCAGUUCGUCAUUGAGGAGAUAACCGGCGUUAUUCGUCUACAAGGCGAUAAAAUAUCACUCGACCGUGAUAAAUAUGAACUUAACGUCACGGCGAUGGACGACGGCGCUUGCUGUCCGGAAGGAAAAAAUAAUAUCCACACCAGCACUGCUGUUGUUGUCGUAUUUAUUACUGACGUAAAUGACAACAAGCCGGUGUUCAAGGAUUGCGGCAGUUACUCACCAAAGGUUGAGGAGGGCGCGCCGAAUGGCAGCCCUGUUAUUAAAGUGCAGGCCACUGACGAAGACAAAGGAGUCAACGGUCAAGUAAAGUAUUCAAUUGUACAGCAGCCCAAUCAGAAAGGUACCAAAUUCACUGUUGACGAGGAAACUGGUCAGGUUUCGACUAACAAAGUGUUUGAUCGUGAAGGAGAUGACGGGAAAUUUGUAUCGGUCACAGUGAAAGCUACCGAUCAAGGAGAGCCUUCACUAGAAGGUGUCUGUUCAUUUACCGUCGAAAUAACAGACGUCAAUGAUAACCCGCCUCUUUUUGACCGUCAGAAAUAUGUGGAGAAUGUGAAACAAGACGCGAGUAUUGGAACAAAUAUCCUGAGAGUGUCGGCGUCAGACGAAGAUGCCGACAACAACGGAGCGAUUAUUUACUCGUUAAGUUCCCCGAGUAAUAACCAGGAUCUCGAGUACUUUGAAAUCCAACCAGAAUCCGGUUGGAUUGUACUAAAGAAGGCUUUAGACCGAGACAGGUAUCGCCUGAAGGUGCGGGCCUCUGACAAAGGGACAUCAGUCUUGUUCGCAGACGUGGACGUUGAGUUAGACGUCGUAGACAGAAACAAUAAACCUCCUCUGUGGGAUCAAAAUGUAUACGGCCCCAUUCACAUCAAAGAAAAUGUCACAGUGGGUACUGUAGUGACGUCGGUGAAAGCCAGCUCGGGGAUCGAACUUAACCCGACGGUAUUUUACCACUUAAUGCCCGGAUCGACCGCCCAAACAAACAAAUUUCAUACAUUUUAUCUCCAACAACGCUCGGAGACGUCUUCGAAAGACAACGUCACUUGGGCCGACAUCAAAGUCAAUCAUCCGCUAGAUUACGAGAGUAUAAAGGAGUACAAUUUGACAAUUCGAGUUGAGAAUAAUGGAGCCCAACAAUUAGCGUCGGAAGCAACAAUCCAUAUUGUAUUGGAGGACGUUAACGAUGAGAUACCAUUAUUUACGGAAGGCGAACAGGAAACUGUGCUUGAAGGCGAACCUAUUGGGAGCAAAGUGACUCAAGUAAACGCAAUAGACAAGGAUGGAACGGCUCCAAACAAUCAGGUUACUUAUUACGUAGUAAAUAGUAACAGAAACGAAGGCAAAGAUUACUUUGAAAUCAACCGUGAGACUGGGGAAAUAUUUACCAAAAUAAUCUUCGAUCGUGAGAAACAGGGCGCUUAUGCUCUCGAAGUCGAAGCAAGAGAUGGCGCGCCAUCAGCACGACCUAAUAGCAACGGGCAACCUAAUUCAGUGACGAAAUUCAUUAGAAUUGGCAUCGCUGACAAGAACGAUAAUCCGCCUUACUUUGAUAAGAGCCUCUACGAGGCUGAAGUAGACGAAAAUGAAGAUAUACAACAUACAGUACUCACUGUUACCGCCAAGGAUCACGAUGAGUCCUCGCGUAUUCGAUACGAGAUUACGAGCGGUAACAUAGGGGGUGCAUUUGCCGUGAAGAACAUGACUGGGGCCAUUUAUGUCGCUGGAGCAUUGGAUUACGAAACGAGGAAGAGGUAUGAACUUAAACUAACGGCGUCGGAUAAUCUACGAGAGAAUUACACGACUGUUGUAAUUCAUGUUAAAGAUGUUAAUGAUAAUCCCCCAGUGUUUGAGAGACCCACUUAUAGAACUCAAAUCACUGAGGAAGACGAUAGAAAUUUACCAAAGCGAGUUCUUCAGGUAAUGGCAACUGACGGUGAUAAAGACAGGCCUCAGAAUAUUGUUUACUUUCUAACGGGUCAAGGAAUCGAUCCUAACAACCCAGCAAACAGCAAGUUCGAUAUAAAUCGAACAACCGGUGAAAUUUAUGUAUUGAAGCCGUUAGAUCGCGAUCAGCCAAACGGAAGACCCCAGUGGCGAUUUACAGUAUUUGCUCAAGACGAGGGCGGGGAAGGUCUUGUCGGGUACGCGGAUGUUCAGGUUAAUCUAAAAGACAUCAAUGAUAAUGCCCCGAUAUUCCCACAAGGCGUCUACCAUGGUAAUGUCACGGAAAAUGGAACAGCAGGAAUGUUGGUGAUGACAAUGACUGCGAUCGAUUACGACGAUCCCAGCGAGGGAACAAAUGCAAAAUUAAUAUAUUCCAUUGAGAAAAAUGUUAUCGAAGAAGAAACUGGUUCGCCGAUAUUUGAAAUUGAACCAGAUACCGGCGUUAUCAAGACCGCUGUUUGUUGUUUAGAUAGAGAGCGCACGCCAGAUUAUUCGAUACAAAUAGUCGCGGUGGAUGGAGGCUCGUUAAAAGGGACGGGGACGGCCUCGAUACGAGUGAAAGACAUAAAUGACAUGCCUCCGCAAUUCACUAAAGAAGAGUGGUUCACUGAAGUGGAUGAAACAGAUGGUACAAACCUCCCGGAAAUGCCGAUUCUCACUGUCACUGUUCAUGACGACGAUGAAACCAACAAGUUCCAAUACAAGGUGCUUGAUGACAGCGGCUUUGGUGCUGAUAAAUUCACCAUGGUCCGUAACAAUGACGGCACUGGUUCAUUAAAAAUAGUCCAGCCAUUAGACUUUGAGAACCAGCUACAAAGUAACGGAUUCAGGUUUAAAAUCCAAGUCAACGAUAAGGGCGAGGAUAACGACAAUGAUAAAUAUCACGUAGCAUAUUCAUGGGUUGUAGUAAAACUACGGGAUAUUAAUGACAAUAAACCCCAAUUCGAUAAAUCAAACAUCGAAACUACGGUACUGGAGGACGCGAGUGUUGGAAAUAGUUUAGAAACCUUUAAAGCGACGGAUCCUGAUCAAGGUGGUCUUAGUAAGGUUUCCUAUGCGAUUGAUCGUAGCUCGGAUCGCAAAAGGCAAUUUCACAUAAAUGAAAAUGGCACUGUCACAAUUCAGCGAAGUCUUGAUAGGGAGGAAACCCCACGGCAUCAAGUGAAAAUUCUAGCGAUUGAUGACGGGAUACCACCGAAAACUGCUACUGCGACGCUGACGGUUAUCGUCCAAGAUAUAAAUGAUAACCCGCCGACGUUCUUGAAAGAUUAUCGUCCAGUUUUGCCCGAAUACGCCACACCCCGUAAAGUAAUUGAAAUUUUGGCAACUGACGACGACGACAGAUCAAAAAGCAACGGCCCGCCCUUUACAUUCCGCAUGGACCCAAAUGCCGACGACAUUAUUCGCGCGAGUUUCAAAGUCGAGAGUGAUAACAAGGGCGCUAAUGGUGAUGGUAUGGCAAUAGUAUCAUCUCUACGUUCAUUUGAUCGCGAACAACAAAAGGAAUAUUUAAUUCCCAUAAUAAUUAAGGAUUCCGGAACUCCGCUUAUGGCCGGAACAAGUACCUUGACUGUUGUAAUUGGCGAUGUUAAUGAUAACAAAAUGCAGCCCGGAUCCAAAGAUAUAUUUGCGUACAACUAUGCAGGACAAUCACCGGAUACUGAAAUAGGUCGAGUUUAUGUUUACGAUCUCGACGACUGGGAUUUACCGGACAAGAAAUUUUAUUGGGAAGGUUUAGAGCACGCUCAGUUCAAGUUGGACGAAGAUUCAGGGAUGAUAUCCAUGAAAUCCGGCACUCACGAUGGAAAGUAUCAUUUACGUUUCAAAGUUUACGAUCGUAAACACACACAGACUGAUAUUCCGGCAAACGUAACUGUCACCGUAAAGACAAUACCACAUGAGGCAGUAAUGAAUUCCGGGUCAGUACGUAUUUCCGGAAUAUCCGACGAAGAUUUCAUUCGCGUAUGGGAUUACAAAAAUCAAAGGUUAACGCGCAGCAAAGCGGAUUUAUUUAAAGAUAAAUUGGCGUUGCUGCUGGAUACCGAGAGGGAAAAUGUCGAUGUGUUCAGCGUGCAGCAGAGAAGAAAAUAUCCACCAUUGACAGACGUCAGAUUCGCUGCUCAUGGGUCGCCCUACUACAAGGCAGUUCGUUUAAAUGGAAUAGUUCUGAUGCACCGGGAAGAAAUUGAAAAGGAAGUCGGGAUAAAUAUAACCAUGGUUGGUAUUGACGAGUGUUUCUAUGAAAACGAAAUUUGCGAGGGCAGUUGUACGAAUAUUCUUGACAUUAAUAAUCAACCGUACAUGGUGAAUGCUAAUAAAACCGCACUGGUCGGCGUGAGGGUUGACGUUAUUGCCCAGUGCACUUGUGGUGCGAGAAACUUCAGCACUAGCGAGUCAUGCCGAAAUAGCCCUUGCUACAAUGGCGGUCGCUGCAUAGAGGGCAGAUACGGAUUAACAUGUCAAUGUCCAGCGGGCUACAAUGGACCUAGAUGUCAGCAAACAGCUCGGAGUUUCCGUGGCAACGGGUGGGCUUGGUAUCCAGCAUUAGAAAUGUGUGACAAUAGUCACCUUAGUUUUGAGUUUAUCACACGAAAAGCUGACGGUUUGUUACUCUACAAUGGUCCCAUUGUGCCACCAGAAUCCGACGAAGUUAUGGUUUCCGAUUUUAUUUCCGUGGAACUCGAGCGCGGUAUACCGAGACUAUUGAUCGAUUUUGGCUCGGGCACACUUGAGUUACGUGUAAAAACAAAACGAACUUUGGACGACGGCGAGUGGCACCGGCUUGAUAUCUUCUGGACAACAGAAACAGUCAAAUUGAUCGUGGACUUUUGUAAGUCUGCUGAAAUAUCUGAGCAAGAAGACGGAACCCCGCCGACGCUUAAUGGCGCAUCCUGUCAAGCUACAGGAGCAGUCCCGCCAUUUAAUGAGUACCUAAAUGUUAAUGCACCUCUGCAACUUGGGGGAUUGUAUGUCGAGCACUUUGACCCGACUCAGUACAAAUGGAAGACACGUCCGCUGGGCAAGGGCUUCGAGGGAUGCAUAAGAAAUUUGUUCCACAACAGCAAACUUUAUGAUCUAGCACAUCCAGGGCUGUCACGACACAGCGUCGCUGGUUGCCCGCAAACAGAGGAAAUUUGUAAUAACCAGGAAUCAACAUUCAGAUGCUGGGAACACGGUACCUGCGUCGGCAGUUUCACGGAAGCUCGAUGUCAAUGUAAUCCCGGGUGGACUGGCCCCGGUUGCAUGACGCAAACCAUUCCAACAACUUUCAAACAGCAGAGUUAUGUCAAGUACGCGCUGUCAUUCGAGCCAGAUAAAUAUUCGACGCAGAUACAAUUACGCUUCCGAACACGAGAAAACGACGGGGAACUCUUUAGAGUAAGCGAUCAGCAUAACAGAGAAUACGCGAUACUGGAGAUCAAAGGCAGCAGAUUGCAAUUCCGAUACAAUUUAAAUAGUCUGAGGAUUGAAGAGAGAGACAUUUGGCUGAGCGCUAUCACUGUCGACGACGGUCAGUGGCACACAGUGAGAGUAUCGAGAUAUGGGUCUGCUGCGACGUUGGAAUUAGACGGAGGCGAAGGUCGACGGUUCAACGAGACAUUCUCAUUCGAGGGUCAUCAGUGGCUGCUGGUUGACAAACAAGAGGGUGUUUACGCCGGUGGGAAAGCUGAAUACACGGGUGUAAGGACCUUUGAAGUAUAUGCGGAUUAUCAAAAAGGAUGUUUGGAUGAUAUAAGAUUGGAAGGCAAACAUCUUCCAUUACCACCGGCAAUGAAUGGAACUCAAUGGGGACAGGCAACAAUGGCAAGAAAUUUAGAGAGAAUGUGUCCGUCUAAUAAACCCUGCAAUAACGUACUUUGUCCAGAACCGUUCGAGUGUAUUGAUCUUUGGAAUGAACAUGCUUGCACAUGUGGAGAGGGAAAAGUACGAUCUCCCGAUGGUAAAGGAUGUAUGGAUAAGAACGAGUGUAUUGAUUAUCCCUGUUUGAACGGGGGUAGAUGUAUUAAUCAAGACCCGAGACUUAGGUACAGGUGUAUUUGUCCGGACGGUUUUUGGGGCGAAAAUUGCGAAGCUAUUCAAGAAGGACAAACGCUUAAAUUGAGCAUAGGUGCUCUUGCUGCUAUUCUUGUCUGUGUACUAAUAAUUCUUGUUCUAGUUUUGGUAUUCGUUGUAAUUAGCAGAAGAAGGGAGGCGCACAUUAAGUACCCAGGACCAGAUGACGAUGUUAGAGAAAAUAUUAUCAAUUAUGAUGAUGAAGGAGGCGGAGAAGACGAUAUGACGGCCUUUGAUAUCACUCCGCUACAAAUUCCUAUUGGAGGCCCUAUUCCAGAUAUGGGAGGAAAAUUAUUAUCUUGUAAAGCUCCAUAUGCCAUGGGACCAGAACCAAAUAUCGGAAUAUUUAUAGAAGACCACAAAAAACGAGCUGACAGUGAUCCAAACGCUCCACCAUUCGAUGAUUUACGAAAUUACGCUUACGAAGGGGGUGGAAGUACAGCCGGUUCACUGUCAUCGUUAGCUUCCGGAACCGACGACGAGCAACACGAGUACGAGUAUCUGGGCGCCUGGGGACCCAGGUUUGAUAAGCUCGCGGAUAUGUACGGGCCAGCAGACGAAAGUGAGGAAGAAGAAUAAAUAAAAUGAAGUUGAUUAAAGGCACCAGUGCCUCGGUGCGUGAUGUUAAUACAGCGAGAUCUCAUUAAGUGACUAAAAACUUCUGUGAAUAAAAAAAAAAGUAAUUCCAAAGAGUGAAAAAAAAAGUAAUGAAGAUUUUGCCGAUAAGUAAAUCGCGUAACAACUUUUUAGAAAGUAAAAUUCCACGGAAAAUAAUAUUAUGUACACCUAGUGUACUGUAAAAAAAAGUUUAGACAAAACUAAACUAAAAAGGUUAAAGUUAAGACACAAAAUAUAUAAGAAACGAAGUAAAAAAAAAUAAAACCCAUCGUUCCUACCUGAGAGCACGAACUUUGCAAUAAUAUUUAAAACUUAUAUUUAAAUAAAAAAAAUAUGAAUAAUAAUAAAUAACUUGCACGCAUUGAUGCAUGGAAAUUGUGUGUGUUAAGUGCGCGUUAAUUUAAGCACUUCAUUCCUAUAUGUGCAUAUUAAUAAUUAAGAUAAAUUUUUGUAUAAAAUAAUUUAUUGAUAUUUAUUUAAAAAUAUUUUUUAUUGAUAUUAUUGAUUGAUAUUUUAAUUAUUUUAAUUAUUUAAAUUACGUUUAAAAAACGACACACGUUUAUAUUUAAAAUUUUUUAUCUUUAGUAUGUAAUAUUUGUAAUUAUAAUUAUAAUUAUAUUUAAUUAUAAACGUGUCGUGUGAAUAUCGGCUUACAUGUUUUUUAAACUCACGAUAAAUAUUUUUAUGGAAAUAAUGAAACUAAAAAUAAUAAUUAAAAAAUAAUUAAAUACCAAAGAACAAUCGCAACUAAAGUUAUAAACUUUUGUCUUUUUUAUACGUAAAAUAAAUAAAUAAAAAAUAUCUAAAUACUCCGAUCUCAUCACGUACGUGUGUGUUAUGUGAGAUUUUAAAAAAUAUAAGUCUCAAAUUUUAUAUCCAAUUUAAGUUAUUGUAUUAAUUAAUUAAUUAAAUUUAACUAAACUAAUUAUAUUUAUUACUGUUGAUACAGUUAAUGGCGCCGUGAUGUAUAAUAAUUAAUUAAUUAAUUAAUUGUAUUUAUUAAUAAUUAGUUUACCCCGCAAUCUUAUCAAUGGUUUAUUGCCAUAUCUAUAUUAUCAAUUAAUAAUUAUUAAUUAUUAAAUAAUUAAAUGAUUCAUUGCUCACAUCGUGAAUUAAAGAUUUAUUAAAAAAAAAAAUAUAAAAAAAAAAAAACACGUAGAACUCACUGGAAAUAAACAAACGUGUAAAUUCUUUAGCGAUUGCUACUGAAUUUAAAAAAAACAAAACAAAUUUACACUCGAGUCUCAAUGGCUUUUAAUUAAUAAAAUAAAAUAAAAAUAAACAAUUUGUAUUUCUUUACGUCAAAUGAGACAAACGAAAGACCAGUUAAUUAAAAACGUACAUCAGACACAACAUAUGUAUUAAAAAAAAAAAAAAAAUGAAAAAAAAAAUUAAUUUUAAGAUUUAAAAGUAAAAAAAAAAUUAUCUCACGAGAAAUACAACAAAGCUUAAGACCGCGAUAGUAAAAAAAAAUAUAUGUCAAGUGUAUUCUUUGUUUUUAAAAAAAAAAACAACAGAUCUAGCCAUCCUCCAAU